Botrytis cinerea B05.10 is the source of this 1199-nucleotide messenger RNA. RefSeq lists its product as hypothetical. Bases 193 to 843 code for a protein of 216 amino acids. Lineage: Eukaryota; Fungi; Ascomycota; Leotiomycetes; Helotiales; Sclerotiniaceae. The transcript has 2 exons. The record is from RefSeq and is a predicted model, not a curated record.
GACGCGUUACCCUCCCUUGCUCCAUCAAAUUCCACACGCAUCACUCCAGGAAUGCAAUAUUACCGCCCGAUAAUAUAAGCCCAUGAUAAUUGUCUCUUCGGGCAUCCAUGGCAAAAGGUAAAUUUAUUGCACAUCAAGAAAUCUCUGCAAUCAUGACUACUACAGCAUCUUCAGAAAUUGGCGGUAUAACCGAUGGAGGAGGACUUUUCCCUACAUUUGUUCCAAGUGAUAUUGCGGGUCAGACUGUGUUCGGUUGUCCUAUUGUAUGUUGAUGCUCCUUCUUUCGUUGGUCAUGUACUCAGUCCUUCCGGAAAAUGUCUAGUUACUAACAGUAUUGCGGUAAUAAAGUCAUCUUUCAUGUCCCUCGACUCCAAAUGUCCCAUCACUGGCAGUGGACUCCCUGCAUGUGCAACACAAACUGCUAGUUUCGACGAGCCUUGCUGUGGUUCUCUUAGCGCCUUCGCGACUAGUGUUGGAGAUUGUUAUAGCAGCAAUGCACCGGAUUGUUUGAAUUUGGAAGAACUCACUCGCAGUCUAACAGCCUUCAGCGCAACAGCAACAGAUCAACAGAUCACCAACCCCUGCGCAAUAUUUGCUUCUACAACCAGUAGUAGUAACCCUACCGAGACGGGAGAACAAACAGCCGAAACUAGUGGAUCCGGAGACUCUGGGCAAUCCAACAACUCAGAAGGUUCUACUCCCACAGAGUCUGCAACUCAAAGCGCCAAUACCGCAGAGAGUACAUCUUCCAACUCUGGGGGUGUGAAGGAGAGGGGAAACAUGGGGUUGAAAACGAUUGCUACUUUGGCAUUAGUGGGAAGUUUGGGAGUUUUGUGGUUGUGAAAGGCGAGAUGAAAGAUGAGACGAAAAGAGAAACAGGCGUUUGGCUGAUGGCUCUACCGGUGUGGAUGUUGUGGGUACUCAUUAUUGGUCUCUGGGACGAGGACAAGGGUUUGAGUGGAGAUAAGAGUGGCGUUCGGUUCUUGGUUUGGUGGAUGCUAUGUAUGUUGUCUUUUGGUAUUGUAAGUGUGAUCGGAAUUUAUGUUGGUGUGUAUUAAGUGUUAUUAAAUGAAUGUUUUCGUUUGGUUCUCUUGUUUGAUUAUCGGGAUUUUAUUUAGAAAUAUAUCUUACUGGAAACUAACUGCCUACUUGACAUAAGCUUUGCCUCUUUCACUAGAAAGGUAAUAAAUUUCUGCUCA